This is a messenger RNA of Alternaria triticimaculans, 1458 nucleotides long. RefSeq lists its product as uncharacterized. The record is from RefSeq and is a predicted model, not a curated record. The transcript has a single exon. The coding region runs from base 1 to 1458 and encodes 485 amino acids. Lineage: Eukaryota; Fungi; Ascomycota; Dothideomycetes; Pleosporales; Pleosporaceae.
AUGUUUCAAUCGAGGAACACUCGCGUGAACGUCGAGAGGCUGAAGAUUGAAUGCUCCAAAUACUUCGGCACGGAGGGUCUGGGUAGGUACUGGAUCCCCGAAUGCCUGAGCUAUGCACACACCUUCCUCAGCACCCUCUACAUGGCUUCCGCAUACGAUGAUGUCGUUCACAAUCGAGAAAUAGAGAGUUUGGAAACCGCGGCACUGCGCCAAGAUGUCAUACAUUUCGUAGGUGGUCACCUCACCGACGUGGAGCAGAGUGUGGCGGAUCACAAUAUCAUCGCCGUCAGCCAACUCAUACUGGGGGACGUCAUAAGCCGCGCCGAUUUAGGUCUACGCUACCACCAGAUGGGCAUUGCCAAAAUGAUCGAGCAGCGCGGUGGACUUCAAACCUUGGGUGUCAACGGCCAGCUAGCAUCUGCAGUCUCGUGGGCAAACCUCGCGACCGCGGCUUUGCAGGAAGCCUCUCCCACUCGGAUGUAUGUUGACUACUGCGAGAUGCGGGCGUUAAAGACAUAUCCUUUGAUCGCUACGAUACCGGAAUCGCCGCUAUACCAUCCACACGGCAAAUUCAUGACGAUCGAGAGGUCGGCAAACUGUAAUGCGAAUGCGCAAAAACUCCUGGAAGACGUUCGCACGAUGAUGGAGGACCUGCUUGACACCAAUAGCUCGAGGCGUGCAGGCAGCUCUAACAAAUCGCGCAGUGCCUACGACCGCAUCAUUCGAUUUCGGUCUGUACAGCCCUCCCGCAAAACAUCCAUACUGAAAACGAAAGACUGGAAGUAUGAGGCAAUUCGCCUCGCUGCGAUCGUCCAGGCUCAGGCUAUGUUCGAUCAAGUGCCCCUGUCGGAGGCGCUCGACCGUGUGCAGUUACCUGAAAUACAACCGUUUUUGUAUAGCUCAUCGAUGGCCUCACACUCUAACGGCUCUUUUUCCUCGACUCUGGACCCCCAAGAUGUCAGUCCAGCUACCGACCUUUCCGAAAGCCCCAUGUUUGGUUCAUACAGCGAAGGCUUUCCUUCCAACCACCGGUUUUCGAAUUCAUCCACCUCAUCACGACCCUUGCUUUCGUCAUUGCAGUCAAGCUCAUCGGACGUUCCCCUUCAACAAGAAGUGUUGAUGCGUGAAGUCAGCGGAGAUACCAUCCUCCAACAACUACGAGACGCCCUCGAGAACUCCAACCUUUCAGACUGUUGGUCCGAUAUGGCCGGAGUGCUACUGUGGAUUGGCUUGGUCAUGGGAGCCGCGAGCAACAACAGCAAAGACAAGAUCGUGCGAAGAUACUUCUCUGCAACAACAAUGCGGGCAUGCAUCAUGCUGUGCUUUGAGCAUCCUGAAGCAAUUCAUUCCACGAUGCUCAGAAUGACUGAUCUUAUUGCAGCCUUAGGCAGAAAGUCCAACGAGGGUCAAAUGAUAAGGAACGACAGCUUCGUGUCGAGGAAGCGAUCGAAAAAUUGA